This is a messenger RNA of Anarrhichthys ocellatus (wolf-eel), 2915 nucleotides long. RefSeq names its product glycerophosphodiester phosphodiesterase 1 (gene gde1). Gene Ontology annotation, biological process: N-acylethanolamine metabolic process; ethanolamine metabolic process; phospholipid metabolic process. Lineage: Eukaryota; Metazoa; Chordata; Actinopteri; Perciformes; Anarhichadidae. Gene Ontology annotation, molecular function: glycerophosphodiester phosphodiesterase activity. The transcript has 6 exons. Bases 857 to 1849 code for a protein of 330 amino acids. The record is from RefSeq and is a predicted model, not a curated record. Gene Ontology annotation, cellular component: plasma membrane.
CAGUUGAAUAAAAGUAUGAACAAAUUACCAUGAGCAAUAAAGGUAUAUGCAUAUGUUUUGUUUUGAUUAGCUUUAUUAUUAGAAGUGAGGCAGACAGAGCUAAAUAAUGUUGUAGGAAAACAUGUAAUUAAACAAAUUAGAGAUACAUACUCCUGACCAAGCUGUCAUACAUUAGCAGUGGUUAGCUCAUGCGGCUAAUGAUUCAACAUUCAUGAUAUUUUCCUGCUCUCUUGCAAAACAAUGAAAGUAAUAUAAGACUUUAUGAGAGAAGGAGGCUCACCAUGACCGACGACAGGCUUAAUGGAAGAUAAAGAAACAUAGAAACGCGAUUCUUCUUUUAAGAAAUUGGAGAUAUACAAGCUGUUAGCUAACAUGACGGAAACACUCUGACCCGGAUGUACUCAACAGGCGUUUUUGUGUUUUGUGUGCCCUCUUACGGGUAAAUUGUAAACUAUCACUUCAGAGUAAAAUACAUUUAAUUGAGAUCUUAAGAACCCAAAACUGUACAUUCUGCUUUAAUAGUAACGCAGCUUGCGGAAGAGACACGUAACUUGCGGCAGUUGUCAUAUCCGCUUUAACGUGUUCCUGUUUCUCGCGUAUCGUUACUGACGACCAGCUGCAGGGUUUCUCCCGGUGCUAACGUGAAGUGUUUUGUUGAUCUGUCUGAGUAACCGACAUGUUCACUUGCUAGCAAGGCGGAGCAUGACCGUAUCUCGGAUAGGGCGUUUGAAGAAAGUAAAGCUAGCAGGACGGGUAGCUAACGUCAGCUAACAUUAAACUGACGGGCGGCGCGUUUGCUCGCGUCACUUCCUGCCCCUUUGACACACUCGAGUCAGAAAGGCAAAAGGGGACAACAAUGCUGCAGCUAGGAGAUGAAGUCACCCUAUACUCGGUCGUCUUCGUGCUGGUCCUGCUGGGGACCCGCAGCCCGGUGUGGACAACCGCCCUCACCGCCUCGCUCUACCUCUUUCUGGUCAUGUUCCGGUUCCCCCAGGUACCAACCAGCCGAGCCCGGCAGGUGCUGCACCCAGUGGGUUCCGGCAAUGUGUCGGUGGUCGCUCACCGGUGCGGUGGGCACGACGCACCGGAGAACACAAUCGUAGCCAUCCGGGAGUCCAGUAAGAAUGGGGCGACAGGCGUGGAGUUGGACCUGGAGUUCUCAGCAGACAGUGUCCCAAUACUGAUGCAUGACGAGACUGUGGACCGGACCACCAACGGGUCGGGACCACUCAGCCAGAUGAGACUGUCCGAUUUGGGUAAACUGGACGCAGCUGCUAAACAUCGACUCAGGGACAAGUUUGCUGGAGAGAAGAUCCCAACUUUAGAGCAGGCGGUGGAGGAAUGCAUCAAACUGCAGCUCACCAUCUACUUUGAUGUCAAAGGUCAUCCAGAUGAGGCCGCUGCAGCCCUAAAAGAACUGUAUAAAAAGCAUCCAGUCCUCUACAACACCAGCAUUGUCUGCUCCUUUGAGCCAAAAGUCAUCUACAGGAUGAGGCAGAGCGACCCAGAAGUGGUCACAGCACUGACCCACCGGCCGUGGAGCCUGAGUCGGUUCGGAGACGGUGCCCCUCGUUUCUCGUCCCCAUGGAAGCACAGUUGUCUGACGCUCAUGGACGUGGUGUUGGACUGGGCGCACCAUCACGUGCUGUGGAAGCUCUGUGGCAUCUCAGCCUUCCUGAUACAGAAAAACUUUGUCUCGCCGGACUAUGCUCUGUACUGGGCCCAGAGGGGGGUGGAGGUGGUAGCCUGGACAGUCAACACAAAAGUGGAGAAAGAUUACUACCAGGAGGUGCUGCAAGUCAACUACAUCACAGACAGCCUGGUGGAAGACUGUGAACCCCAUUAUUGAAAACCAGCAUGAACCCAGAGCUUGAUGCGACAACCACAUAUUCAUUGAAAAGAUCAAGUACAUAUGAAAGGACAUUUCACUAUCUACUUGUCACCCAUAAUGUGGCAUCAGGUAAGAGAACAUGUGCCACACUCACUCCCAUGCACACUGUCUGUAUUGUGAGUGUUUGUUUGUUUGAGGCAGUCGAACUGACCAGACUGAGCGCCAUACUCGAUAACAAGAGGCACUACAUGUAAUGCAAUAAGUAUCUAUAAUGAACCUUAAUCAAACAUUCUGUAUUCACCAACUCAGGACUUUGCAUUUGUGUCUGUCUGUCGAGACCUGAAGAAUAGUGUCAUACACUGCGUCUGUGCCUUUUACUCAAUAACGGCCGUUCAUCUGGUGGAAACUACCUAGACUAAUAUUUAAGAGUAAUAUAAAUAACGAUUUCAUGUCUUUGACAAAUGCCUAUAUGGAACUGAAAUGCAGAAUAGAAUGAGAUUGGCAUAAGAUAAUGAGUUUUUGACUGUACAUCACUUUUCUAUGUGACGCUAAUUUGUUCUUGUUCUCAACGGACACACGAAGAACAGUCCUCAGCAGCUUCAUAUUGUACAUGCACCAUACAACACAGUGUUGUCAUUAAACAUUUUGAAAUGAACAUUGUUCUUAAGAAAUGAUGUGAUCUUCGUCAGAGGAACAUCACUUGGUUUCAUUGUAGCAGACCCGGACUUCUGCACUCCGCUGUAUCUGUAGAGCAGACACCAGUGACUCCAGGACCGUUUCAGGUUUCUUCUGUCAAAUCUUCUGUUCUCCUGUUGAGCUACAUAAUGAGGAAGUAGAAUUGGUCUCAAGCACUAUUUGGAAGCACAGUGACGUAUGCAGAAAUAUAGCACAGGUGUAGCUAACACCAACAACGUCUACUUGUGUAGGUAAGUUGUGCCGGUGAGCCGUCUUCUGCAAUUUCAGGGGCCUAGAAUUUGAAAACCUGAAUGGAAUGCAGCCAUUAUUAACUGUGUUUGACGAGGUCAUUUUGCCAUUAUAUCGGUGUCCAGACUCAACGGUGCUCUGAAAUAAAUGGAUAAAAAAA